Molecule: messenger RNA, 1341 nt
Organism: Orycteropus afer afer
Lineage: Eukaryota; Metazoa; Chordata; Mammalia; Tubulidentata; Orycteropodidae
Gene: ARMH1
Product: armadillo like helical domain containing 1
Exons: 11
Coding region: 1-1341 (446 amino acids)
Source: RefSeq, a predicted model, not a curated record
AUGACUUCUAUAAAAGAGCAGGCAGCAAUUAGCAGGCUGUUAAGCUUUUUACAGGAUUGGGACAAUGCUGGCAAAGUUGCAAGGAGUCACAUCCUCACCAGCUUCAUUGAAACCAACCAAGGCAAGACUGCCCCCGAAUUGGAGCAGGAGUUUUCCCAGGGAGCCAGCUUGUUCCUGGUACGGCUGACUACCUGGCUUAGACUCACCUAUAUGACUGGCUGUUGUUUAGAUAAGCUGCUAAAGUCCAUUGGCAUCUUCUUGUCAGCAGUAAGCAGUAAUCGGUACCUUAUAGAAUUCCUUGAGGUUGGAGGUGUCCUAACACUCUUGGAAAUACUUGGGCUGGAGAAAAUCAAGGAGGAGGACAAGAAGGAAUCCAUCAAGUUACUUCAGCUUAUUGCAAACUCCGGCAGGAAGUACAAAGAGCUCAUUUGUGAAAGCUAUGGUGUCCGAUCCAUAGCAGAAUUUUUGGCCAAGUCUAAGUCAGAAGAGUGCCAGGAAGAAGUGCAGGUUUUGUUGGACGCAUUGGUCCAUGGUAACCCUAAAUACCAGAAUCAAGUAUACAAAGGUCUGAUAGCUUUGCUGCCCUGUGCAUGCCCCAAAGCUCAGCAGCUGUCCCUGCAGACUCUCAGGACCGCCCAGUCAAUCGUUGGAACCACACACCCUAGCAUCGUGGACUGUGUGCUGAAGGUGCUGCGCACAAUGCACCUGGAAGUCCAGUAUGAAGCCAUCGAGCUGAUCAAGGAUCUGGUCAGCUAUGACGUGCGCAAGGCAUUGCUGGAGGGCCUCGUGGCGCUGCUGAUACCACCUGUAAAGGAGACCUCCAAACUGCAGCCCAAGAUCCUCAACGACUCCUCCGUGCUCCAGCUCACCGCCCACCUGCCAGUGUUUUUGCAGCAGGCCGCAGCCGCCAAGGCUAUCGGGGUCCUAGCGCGCAGCAAUCUGAGCAUCGCCGAGGAGCUGCUGCACCUGCGCGUGGUGCACAGUCUCAUGGCCGCCAUGGGCAACACGGACCACAGCAACAGCCAGCGGCUGGCUAGCCUCACGCUGGAGUACUACGUGCAGAUGUUUCCGGUGGUGGAGGAACACGUGCGCAGGAGCAUGGGGGAGGAUCUUUACAAACUCUUCACAAGCAAUGCUGAGGAAUUGUACAUGAAAAUGGACAGCAUUCAGGCAGACAUCUUGGCAGCCAACAAGGUCAAUGUUACCAAAGCCUUAAACCCCUCUGAUGUCUACAGCAACAUGAGCUUUUACUUUGGCCAUCCUGAAAAUGAGGAUCAUCUGAGCUACAUCACAGACUUCCAGAAGAGGAAUAUGGAAGCAAUGGGAGAACAGAGCCCAUGA